Xenopus laevis (African clawed frog) is the source of this 2292-nucleotide messenger RNA. It is a transcript of the gene ercc8.S, whose product is annotated as excision repair cross-complementation group 8 S homeolog. Bases 732 to 1931 code for a protein of 399 amino acids. Gene Ontology annotation, cellular component: chromosome; nucleotide-excision repair complex; nuclear matrix. The record is from RefSeq and is a predicted model, not a curated record. NCBI's taxonomy places the organism in Eukaryota, Metazoa, Chordata, Amphibia, Anura, Pipidae. The transcript has 4 exons. Gene Ontology annotation, biological process: response to light stimulus; protein polyubiquitination; proteasome-mediated ubiquitin-dependent protein catabolic process.
GGUGGCGUCACGUGUUCGUGCCUUUCCUGAAGCCCACACGGGCACGCACGCACGCAGCUCGCGGAAGGAAGGGUUCUCGCCGAGAGACAGGCACGGGAGGAGAGGGAGAGAGAGGGCGCGCCGGGAUGACGUCAGUCGCUCAGCAACAACCAGGGCAGCAGUCGUCGCAGCGAUUGAUGUCAUACGUGGGAGACGGAAGUAGGGGGCGGAAGUUAUGUUAUGGUGGGCAAUGCAGCGGGGUCCAUUCAAUCUGAUGCCCACAGGAACAUGUAACACGAUGUUAAUUGGCACCUCAGAGGAAACGGGCGUUCGUAUUUGGCCAUGUGAGACUACAGUUACGCAUAUACUAUCUGAAUGGCAGACAUAUACACAACCUGCAGGCAAAUAUUUCAGUACAAUAACAUGUUUCAUAGACACAUGUGAUUCCACAGAAUCAAAAGAAACCACGAGAGUCUGCCUGUGCUCGGACAAGGACUGGUUCCCUGCCCUCCAGAGAUGUGUUGCAGAUAUCCUUUGGAAAGCAGAUGGACUUCAAGUCCCAGAAUCCAUCACUCCACAUUGGAACAAGAAUCUAAGUGAAGAUACUGGGUAACUCAAGGAAUCAGUGGACAGUUAGAAGAUUUCCAGCACCUAAAAAUUACAUUUGCAAAUUCAAGUGGUGAAUGGACUCUAUACUUUGUGUUUCAUCAGCUCUUACAGCCUUUUAGAAGCCUUGCAACUUACAUGCAAUAAUGCUUGGAUUUUUAUGGGCACGACAGACAGGCCAAGAUAGCCCUGUCCAGCUCCAGCGUGCUGAAGCAACAAGGAGGAUACUGAGUUUGGAGUUAAAUAAGGAUAGAGAUGUUGAAAGAAUGCAUGAGAAUGGUAUCAACACACUUGAUAUUGAGCCAGUAGAGGGCAGAUAUAUGCUAUCUGGAGGAGCCGACGGGAUAAUUGUUCUUUAUGAUCUUGCCAAUCUUGGCAAAACCCAAUCUUAUACUUGUAAAGCAUUGUGUAAGGUUGGCAAAAGCCACCCUGAUGUGCACAAAUUUAGUGUUGAAACAGUUCAGUGGUAUCCUCACGAUACUGGCAUCUUUACAUCAAGCUCCUUUGAUAAAACACUAAAGGUAUGGGACACUAAUUCUUUACAGCUAGCUGAAGUUUUUCAUUUUGAUGAGACAAUUUACAGCCACCACAUGUCUCCUUUGGCAACAAAGCACAGUUUGAUUGCAGUUGGCACUAAAAACCCGAAAGUGCAACUUUGUGACUUAAAAUCUGGGUCAAGCUCUCAUAUUUUGCAAGGUCAUAGAGGAGAAGUACUUGCAGUUUGCUGGUCCCCACGUUACGAUUAUAUCUUAGCAACUGCGAGUACCGACAGCAAAGUAAAAUUAUGGGAUGUCCGCAAAGCAUCUGGAUGUCUGAUAACACUGGACCAGCAUAAUGGUGAAAAGUCUAAAGCUUCUUCAGAAGCCACAAACACAGCACAUAAUGGCAGGGUUAAUGGAUUAUGCUUCACUAGUAAUGGCCUCCAUCUUUUGACAGUAGGAACUGAUGAUAGGAUGAGACUUUGGGACAGUUCAUCUGGAGAAAAUACUCUAGUGAACUAUGGAAAAGUUUGUAACAACAGCAGGAAAAGUCUAAAAUUUACAGUGUCUGUAGGCUGUAAUCCAGAGUUUGUAUUUGUUCCAUACGAUAGUACUAUUGCUGUAUACACUAUCUACUCUGGGCAAAAGAUAAGUGUAUUGAGGGGACAUUAUAACAGUGUGGACUGUUGUGUAUUUCAGCCUAAUUUUCAAGAGCUAUACAGUGGCAGCAAAGACUGCAAUGUUCUUGCCUGGAUUCCUUCCAUCCGUGAACCGGUUCCUGAUGAGGAUUCAAAGAAAUCAGGACAUCGGACACAUAUUAAUCCUGCAUUUGAGGAUGCAUGGAGCAGCAGUGAAGAUGAAAGUUAAAAGAAGUUGUAUAUUCAGGCCAUGAGUGAAGCAGGCACUGCAUCUGAUAGGGUGGGAUGCUGGUGAAUUUUAGACACUAGAUUUCUCUAUAAUGAGCAAUAACCUGACUAACUUUGACCUAAGCAGUGUGUGGUGGCAGAUUUUAUUGCUCUAUAGAUGACUGCCACACAGAAGUACAGUGGUGAGUGAUAAACUCUGUUUGUUACAAUGGUCUAAUGACUUGAAUUGAAGUUAAAAAUACCUUACCUUAUGCAUUUAAUAAGCCUAUGUUAAACCUAAACCUUGUAAAUAUGGCUAAGGUUGGGAAACAUGGUUUAUUUUUUAUUUAUUUUUAAUAAAGAAUAUUGUUUUCUUCUUUAAA